This is a messenger RNA of Hermetia illucens (black soldier fly), 2079 nucleotides long. RefSeq lists its product as uncharacterized. Lineage: Eukaryota; Metazoa; Arthropoda; Insecta; Diptera; Stratiomyidae. The record is from RefSeq and is a predicted model, not a curated record. The transcript is spliced from 2 exons. The coding region runs from base 259 to 1923 and encodes 554 amino acids.
ACAUAAUCGUAUAAAUAACGCAAACAAUUUGGUACAUCGUAUUUUUACUAUCUCUUUUUGUAGAAAAUAGUAAAUCUAAAUUUUCUUACUUUGUUCCGUCAAAAUUUCAUGUCUAGUUUAUUUUUCCAAAAUUUGGCUAAUAAAUACAUUUUGCAAAUUCUUUGUGUAUGGUAGAAGCAUUAAAGGAAGACGUGUGAGGUCAGUACUAACCUACCUAGGACUGUACCAGGAAACUAGAAGGUUUUGCAACAAGAAAGAAUGUCAUUUCAGACAAAUUCAAUGCAUUUAGUAUAUGAACCAGAGACUCAGAAUAACUACAGUUCAAAUUCUCGAGAAUUCGAUAAAGAAAAUAAAGAUCCAGUCUUUACAGAUUUCAACGGGGCGUCCAACCUUCUGUCGGGGACAUUUACAUUUACGCCUCGCUUUCUUAACAAAAACUCGUAUUGGAACUUUCAUCAGAACGAUCAGGAAAGCAAGACUUCUUUAGUGGAAAAGCUGUCGAAAGAUUUAAUGGCACGUGAUAGUUUCAAGACGCUGAAAAGAAAGGCGCUCAAACGCAAAGUUAGUGUAAGAUCUCGACAACAUCUCAUACCUCUUUCAGAACAACUUCAACAGGAGCGUGGCGAAAUAGAGGCCGCCGGAUUUUCCGCGACCCUGAUCGAAUCCAAUGAUACCUCCCACUUCCUAGAGCCAACUUGCAGUGCAAGCACUUCCGUUACCACUGAAUCCGUUCGCAACAUUGUUCGCGAGGAGUUAAAGACUCAAUUACUCAAUUUGAGACUUGCCGAAAAAAUACGCAACCAUUCAAAAGCCAAAAAAUGCAUUGACAGCACGCAGAGUUCCAAACCAUCCUCCAGUAGUGAGAACCACAAUGUGUCGAGUGUUUUAAAUGAAUCCAGCAAUAUGAACUUUGAAAUUGAGACUGACCUACCACCUUGUGAUCUGGAGUGUUUUGAUGAAUCCGAAGAAAAGUCCGUAAGCAUAACACACGGAAAUGAAAAUGAAAAUAUAUCAGACUAUCAAGAUACACCGAAUGCUAUAUCGGAAAAGGGCUUUAUGCUUGAUGAAUCCGGGCUGACGCCCUCCCAAAAGAGCUUCCGUACUAUCCUGCAGAUGCAGAUCGAAAUUUGGAGAAAACUAUUGAAAUUAAAGGAGAGCACCGAAGCCUUGGAGAGAAUCGCUUUAAAUCGUCAGCUCGAAUGUGAGGAUAAUUCUUUUUUUGGGGAAAACGAACUGAGCUCUGUGGUGACUGCUGAUAACGUGUCUCCCGACUCCCUUUUCAAUACUUCUUUAAAGGCCGUGUUCAGCCAAAUAAAUCCCAACGAUAGCACAGAGACCCCACUCUCUAGCCUAGCAUCAAAUGAAUUUCUACCUACAUUUUCGUGUUAUGCGAAAAUGAAUGAGAUCGAGCAUCGCCUCUCAGAUGUCGAAUUUCGUAUGGCAUCGAUUCACCAAAUCCUUCAAACUGUUCGUCAGCAGCAAUAUCGGGAAUUGAAGGCACGGCAAAUGAGCUAUUCGAAGUCGCGGAAGCAAAGGCAGCGUGACUCCCGCAGAACAUCAGUCCUAGAAGCAGCUGGCGAUGGGGACGGUGAUGGUGGUCCCGGCAAGCAAAUACCCACCAUUAAGGAAAGCAAAAAGGAGACAAGAUCUGAUCCACCAUUAACUCACUCAGGAUCAACCAUGUCCGUGAGAGAAUUGAACCCUUACGAUGAGAGCUACUACGAGUGGCGCCAAUAUCAUAUGAAUCUUUUGCAUUACAAGAAGUCAGAGCGAACUAUGGCCCUGAACAGGCGUCCAACAUUACACCUGAUGAGACCACCAAUCAUCAAGUAUUUCCAGAGUACCGAGAACAAAUACCGGGUUCGCGUCAAGAAACCGUUUUUCAUUGUCACGCCAUCAAGGACAAAUUCUUUUUGGAAAUAAUCGUUGAAGUAGUGAAUGUAAUUUAAAAGAAACAGAAAAAUAUUAUCCUUUGGCCUAUAGUUAUGUACCGUCGUGAACAUGGAGUUCACUGUCAUGAAUAAUAUUAACUUUAAGUAAUUCGAAGAAUGAAUAAUGAAAGCUAACAUAUGCGAUAAA